GAUUGGGGUAAGACAAUUAACAAGAAACAAAUUAUUGGGUGUAAUUAUUUAUUUGUGCAGCUGUUUUUGCAUGAGGCUACAUUGGUUCAGAAAGAUUGAUUUGGUUGCCUAACUACCAAUAUAUAGUCUUAUCUGGUAAAUGACAAAUUUUGCAUACGUUGUUUUGGAGGUAGUGUAGAAUAUAGAAGUGUAUUUGCAUUUUUCUUUACAUUCUGUACACUUUAAAGACAAGUACAUAAUCAAAUAGUUAUGUUAAAGGUAAACUAUAAAAUGACCUUCUGUCAGCAUGUUUGAGGAUUUAUUUCUGAAUUAUUUAUGAGACAAAUACGAGAAAAUUGUGGAGAAAAUUAAUGGAACAACUACUUUCUUUUAAUAUUCAGUUCUUUUCAAAUAUGGAAUGGAUUGGAUGUUUAGAAUCUGCAUUUAUAUUGUUGUUUUGAUGAAAAUUGCAAAUGCAAAAUGACUACAUGCUUCUAGCUCGUUCACUAAAACUGUUUUUUUACAGAUUGUAUUGCAGGAACAAAAUCCUGUUCUCAUCAACAGUUGGACUGCGAAAUGAACUCAAGUCAUGCUCAUGCUGUGGAAAUCUCUCCCUUAUGUUAUGAUUUUAUAAAUGGAUCCUGUCCAAAGUUUGUCUAUCCGCUGCUUUUGAAGGUGCCACUUUACUUGUUCUUUGGUUCAGUGGUGAUUUUAACAGUAUUGGGGAACUUGUUUGUUAUUCUAACCAUUGUUCAUUUCAAGCAGCUUCACAUGCCAACUAAUUACCUGGUUCUGUCUCUGGCUGUAACUGAUCUGCUGCUGGGUGGAUUUGUGAUGCCUCCUAGUAUGCUGCGCUCUGUAGAAACUUGCUGGUAUUUGGGUCCUUUGUUCUGUAAAAUACACAGCAGUGUUGAUAUCACUUUGUCCACUGCUUCCAUUAUAAAUUUGUGUUUUAUAUCUAUUGACAGAUAUUAUGCUGUGUGUCAGCCCCUGCUGUAUCACAGUAAAAUCACUCCUUUAGUCACAGUGAUCAUGAUCUCCAUCUGCUGGACUGUUUCGGCCAUAGUUGGGUUUGGAAUAAUAUUUCUGGAGCUGAAUAUUCUGGGUAUUGAAAAGUUUUACUAUGAGAAUGUUGAAUGUGAAGGAGGCUGUGUGUUGUUUCAAAGUGCAGCAUCGAGCACUUCUUCCUCUGUACUGUCCUUCUACAUCCCAGGCAUUGUGAUGCUCAGUAUAUACAUGAAAAUAUUUCAUGUUGCACAAAAACAAGCAAAAUCUAUUCAGGACUCAAAAUGUAAAAACAAUAUAAAAUCAGUGUUGAGCAAAGAAGAGAAAAAAGCCACCAAAACUCUGGCUGUGAUUAUGGGCGUGUUUCUGUCACUUUGGACUCCAUUUUUUAUCUGCAAUGUCAUCGAUCCUUUCAUUGGUUACUUAAUUCCUCCACUGUUGUUUGAUAUGCUCGUUUGGAUUGGAUAUCUGAAUUCUAUGUGUAAUCCUAUUGUGUAUGCUUUAUUCUAUAAGUGGUUUAGAAAAGCAUUUAAGAUGGUUUUAUCAGGUAAAAUAUUUCAGCCAGGGUCCUCAAGAACAAAUCUGUUUUCACACUGAUGCGGAAUUAUCAAAUGAUUAACCCUAGAACCCUAACGCCUGGUCAUUUUCACCCACACAGUUUUUUCAUAUGAUUUUAAUUGUGUUGCUGGUGUCUGAGCUGCAUUGGACUUUGAAAAGCUUCAGGGCUCAUUUAAUUUUAUGGUUGAUUUCCUCCUCCCAUCUAUGUUUUUUUCAAGAGGCAUGCGUUCGGAUGAUUUUCAUCCGAUGUUAGUGAUAGAGAGUAAGAUAUUUUAUGGGUGUAAUUUACCUGAUGUUAGUGUUUGUGUGUUUAAAUCAGACUCUCACAUGUCCAAUGAAUGGAUGAACCAAAGACCAAGUUCCCAAAGUUUCCAGCAGCAUUAUUUUUUUGUUAGGACAUUACCUGUUAAUGAUUACCUGAUUUUAAAUAUUUUUUCUGUUUUUUUUUUUAUAUAGGGUCAUCCAUGGUACUUUUUUAUUUUAUGUGAUGUUGUAUGUUGUAAAAAUGAAGAAGGUCUUGUCAAACUUGUCAUACAAUGUAUACCCAACGUUAGUGAAGGUGUUACUAAUUUUAACGUUAGUGUUCUAGGGUUAAACUGCCUAAAAUAAAUGAGUACUCAAAUUGUCUACAAUUGUUCAGACUUAGUGAAAUGUAAUGACACACUGAUUUGCACAGUUCACAAUUUUAGGACAGCCUCAACAAACAAUGGUAUAGGAGAUUCAGGGUGAAUAUGAUGAUGAUUCCAGGUGGGAGUCCAAAAGGAAGUGAACCAGAAAUCCUUGGAAAAAUCAUGACUGUUGUUAAGUUCAAUGAGCUAUGUGAUUUAAAAGAUAACUAGCCUUACCAGUUUAUUAGACUUAAGCAAUGUUGAUGCAGUUGUAACAGUUUUGAAGCCAGCAAUGCAAUGUCUGCCUCUAUUGUUUGGAACAAAAUUAAACAAAACUCCAAUCUGCUAAUGACUCAUGGUCUUCAUAAUUAUGGAGUCCAAGUGGAAGUCUUCUGUGCAUUACUAAAAUAAGAAGAAGAAUAGUG
Astyanax mexicanus (Mexican tetra) is the source of this 2575-nucleotide messenger RNA. RefSeq names its product trace amine-associated receptor 1-like. The transcript has a single exon. Lineage: Eukaryota; Metazoa; Chordata; Actinopteri; Characiformes; Acestrorhamphidae. The record is from RefSeq and is a predicted model, not a curated record. Gene Ontology annotation, biological process: adenylate cyclase-activating adrenergic receptor signaling pathway. The coding region runs from base 556 to 1581 and encodes 341 amino acids. Gene Ontology annotation, molecular function: trace-amine receptor activity. Gene Ontology annotation, cellular component: membrane.